Phycodurus eques (leafy seadragon) is the source of this 2429-nucleotide messenger RNA. RefSeq names its product B cell receptor associated protein 31 (gene bcap31). The transcript has 8 exons. The record is from RefSeq and is a predicted model, not a curated record. Gene Ontology annotation, cellular component: endoplasmic reticulum membrane; endoplasmic reticulum. NCBI's taxonomy places the organism in Eukaryota, Metazoa, Chordata, Actinopteri, Syngnathiformes, Syngnathidae. The coding region runs from base 149 to 877 and encodes 242 amino acids. Gene Ontology annotation, biological process: intracellular protein transport; endoplasmic reticulum to Golgi vesicle-mediated transport.
CCUCGCUGUGCGCUAGCAUUUUCACCGGAAGUAGAAAGUGUUGGCCGCGGUACAAGCUAAAACCUGCCAAAGAUCAACACUUGAACACAUUUAUUACAAUCCCAUAUUACACUUAUUAUUAGCGUGUGUUAGUGUUUCGUCUACAGUGAUGAGUCUCCAGUGGACUGCCGUGGCCACUUUCUUGUACGUGGAGGUCUUCUUGGUGCUGCUCCUCUGCAUUCCUUUCAUUUCAGCUAAAAGGUGGAACAGCGUAUUUAGGUCUCGGCUGGUCCAAACCAUUACCUUAUAUGGCAACACUUACUUCAUGGUGGCCAUGGCCAUCCUUGUCUUCCUGCUCAUUGAUGCGUUCCGUGAGGUGAGGAAGUACAGCGUGACAGAGAAGGUGGAUUUGACCAACAAUCCCACUGCCAUUGAACACAUUCACAUGAAACUGUUCAGAGCGCAGAGGAAUCUCUACAUUGCCGGAUUUGCACUCCUGCUUUGUCUGUUGCUGCGUCGUCUGGCCACUCUCCUUUCCCAGCAGGCCUCCCUGAUGGCAUCCAACGAGGCCUUCAAGAAGCAGGCAGAGGGCGCCAGCAACGCCGCCAAAAGCUUCAUUGAUGAAAACCAAGUACUGCAAGACAAACUCCGAGAAGCCGGCGUGGAGGUGCCAGAGGUGGGGAAAAAAGGAGGCGGAGUCCGGGAAGAGAACAGGACUCUGAAGGAGGAAGUGAAGACCUUGAAGGACGAACUGGACGCCACCAAGAAAGCUCUCCGUAAGAGCGACGGAGAUGUUUCCGCUAUGAAGAAACAAGCCGCAAACCUGACGCAGGAAUAUGACAGACUCCUGGACGAGCACAGCAAACUACUGGCCAGCGGUGACAAGAAGUCUGACUGAGGAGGAUGAAAAUAGAUGCUCUCGAUCAUCAUCGCGGUGGUGGGCCUGCUCCGUGGUGUGAUGUCACUUCCUUUUGGAGCCUUAAAGCACCUUGUUGUUUGUUUAGUUUGUUUUGUCUUCGAUCCCUUCAAAAUAAGAACUCAUAUUCCCGUUGUUGAGGGUCCCCAAAAAACAUGGGGUGUGCGAGAAAAGGAGCGUAAUCCGAGCGGCACAACGACUUGACACUUGCUUGAACCUCUGCUCUCGCGUAGCAUGACUUGUUAGGCACACUCGCGAAUGUAACGCUUUUGUGUGUGUGACUUGUUUGUCACAUUGUCAUGGAAACUGCAAACACAACCUAUGUGUCACCUCCAAUACACAACUUUAACAAACUUGUGUAAGUGUGUCAAUGUGUGUUCAACAUGCACAUGCUGGAUGGAAAAGGCUUGGGGGUGUUGAAAGGCAGCUGUUGGCCUGCUUUUAGAAAUGACUUUUUUUAGCCCCCCCCCCACUUCAGGAUCUUGUUCCUCAAACUGCUGACUUGGACAAGUGACGGGUGAGUUAUAUUGGGCUCCGUCGUCCACCUUUGUGGUGACAUAUGCGCCAUAUUGGGAAAGAAAUAGGAACGUUCCCAACUAGUCACAGAUCUUCAGAGAGGAGACACACUGAUCCCAUUUCAACUGAGUGACAGCUCCACGAACUUGUUUACCUUUGUUUGCCAAAUCAAACUCGCAUCAGUUAUGCAACAGUGACAUGAUGUUUAGGUCAUCAUUGUUGUUAUUAUUGUUAUCAUUAUUAUUAUACAGUAGCCCAGUGGUCAGCACAUCUGCCUCGCACUUCUGAGGUUUGGGGUUCCUAUUUGUAAUUUGAAUAUUGUCUCCUCCCACAUUCCAAAAACAUGUGGCCUUCUUUGAAUGCUCUAAAUUGGUGGUAGGUGUGAAUGUGAGUUUGGGAAACUUGUUUGCAUGGGCACUGAUGUUAACUGGUUUGCAGUUAGUUUGCCUACACAGUGGUGUGAAAAAAUGUUUGCCCCCCUACCUGAUUUCUUGUUUUUUUUGCAUGUUUGUCACACUUAAAUGUUUGCCAUCAGCACCUUUUGAGGAUCUUUUGGUCGACUUGACCUUGUCGAGCAGAUCCUAUUGAAGUGAUUUCUUGAUUGAGAACAGGUGUGGCAGUAUCAGACCUGGGUAUGGCAAGAGAAAUUGAACUCUAUGAUAAACCACAGUUGUGUUUUAACGGGGGGGGGGGCAAACACUUUUCACCCAGAGCUAUAUAGGUUUGGAAUUUAAUAAUUAAAACCUUCAUAUAAAAAUUGCAUUUUGUGUUGACUUGUUGUCUUUGACUAAUUUAAUUUAUUUGAUGGGAAACCUUUAAGUGUGACAAACAUGCAAAUGCCCUGACAACUGGCGACCAAUCCAGGGUGUACCAUGCCUCUCGCUCACAGUCAGUUGGGAUACACUCCAGCUCACCCGCCACUCUAAAUAGGACAAGUGCUAUAGAAAAAGGAUGAAUGGAUUAUUAUUGUUCAGCUGUUCAAGGGAGAUGGUUAUUUGUUUCACAGUAAUAAACAAAA